CACAGGUGUCAGUGGGGAUUUCUCUUGGAAUAAUACCUGUUUUUGAAGUGAUAUUUACGUCUCUGUGCAUAAUUGUACGGCUAGAUUGGACUAUGAAUACUGAGUGCAUACUCCGAUGCAGUAUUGGAAUAAGUGAUGUACUCUAACUACGAGAAAUAGCCAUUUCGAGUGUCAAUUUUCCGACAAAGUUGAAUACAAGAUGGCGGCCACAAAUAUAGAAAUGGACCCUAGUUUGGAUAGGUUACUGAGCUCGGCUGAAUGCUCUCCACGCCAUGAUAUCGUAGAACAACUUAUUAUGGACUAUGAUUUUGAUAUGCUGGAUGAAGCAAGGACGUACCAGUUCUCAAAACUUCAAUUGUAUCUGAGUACUCAAUGCGAGAAACUAUAUGGACCCGUGUCAACGAGGGGUGAGGAUCAAAUUGACGAUAUCAAGCCAAAACGCCGAACUGGAGACAAGAAAAUAGUAAGCAUGGCGAAUGAUAUUUAUGAUAUGUAUGUUUAUCUCAUGUGUCUCACUGAUCACUUCCCUAGGAACAUUUUAACCCCGACAAGACGACUGCCUGAAGGCUUUGCCCGUGGGCCUGAUGCCCAGCGUAAUAGGGUGAUUGACGCACCAGCUGCACCCUCGGUAAUGGACCUAACAGCAAAGGUAACAGAGAUCACUAUGGAUUACCGUAGGGUCAUUCAGGAGAUGGAUUUAUUGAAACGCAAAUGCAGUAAGUUGGAAGAGGAUGUAAAAAUCCUUACAGAGAAAGUGUGUUUACAAAAUAUGACCUUGGAAAAGCCAGCCCAAGGUAAUGUGUCAUUGUGUCCUCCCCUGCAUAAUACACCAGCGCCUGCUGAUUUAUCUAAAUCGCCGAACAAGGCUAAUUGCAUGUCAACUACAGCUACAAAAGCUGCUGUUUCUAAUCCGAUUAACUCUACUCAACCUGUGUUGAGGCAACACAAUUCACAAACACUUGAACCACAGGGUGCCUCAAAUACAAAACGCAGUGACACGGCUGUUGUUUUAAACAACCGGAUUAGCUCAGCUACUGAAUCGGUCACCCAAACGACGAACCGUUUUGCUGUCUUGACCGAUAGUGCCAAUUGCGGACAGGGUCAGAUCGCCACUAACCCCGCUACUUCGAACAAAAACAUUAUGCCUGAUUUGCCUGACAAACAAUCAAAACAUGCUUCAUCUGAAAAACAAGAUGGCGGUAUAGCGCAUACAGGCAAACACGUACACACGAGCGAUAACGAAGAUCAAAGUGGUUUCGAAGUUCUUAUGUCCCAAGACAAGAUGGACAGAGAAUCUAAAGAUACUGAGAAUGAUUGGUGUAUAUAUUCAUCCCGAAGGAAUAAGCGUCAUUACAGUACACCUGUUUCAGGCCAAAUUCCGUCAAAGACACCACUGUCGUUCGCGAAUGUUGUUUCUAAACCCAAGCCCAAGACUUCUGCCCCGACCAAGACGCCCGCGCCUAUACCUACCCGUACGAAGCCAGGCCGUGGUCUACGUGGUGUAACUGCUGUUAGAACGACGACGCUGUAUUUGGAAAAUAUAGCAAAAGAGGAUAUUGAGUCCGAUGAAGAUAUCAUUCUACAAGUUAAGGACUGUGCCCUUGAUAGUGAAAUUAAUAUUAGACAAGCAUAUAUUGUCCAUAACAAAGUGAGCACGAAACGAGUAGGAUGUAAAAUCAUCAUUCCCAAAGACCAUGUUGAGCGAGCCCUCUCUAUGGAUGCAUGGCCCCACCCGGUAAAGUGUAGAAAGUGGGAAUAUUUACCAAAGCGUAAAAGGAACACGUACCGUGAUUUUAAACAGAUGCUAGCGUAUAACGAUUGGAAUUCAGAAGUGCACGACUUAUCUGGUGAUGAUAACCUUGAUUAUGAUAACAUAUAUGAAGCAACUAAUGAAUUCUACAGGAUAUCGCAGUGGGGACAAAGUGGAAAUAACAUGAUACUUAACCAAGAUGAUAAUGGCAGCUAAACCCAUAACAGUGACUGCGUGGAACGCAAAUGGCCUCAGUGCAUCUAGCCCUUAUCUUGGGAAACUACUCUCCCAGUCAGAUAUCCUAUGUCUGAGUGAACAUUGGUUAUAUGAAUCUAGUCUUGACAAGUUAAAUGAUUUUGAUAAACGUUUUGAUAGUAUAGCCGUCAGUAGUAAAACUCUAGACCCAUUAAACCAGGGUCACUGUAUAGGUAAUGGCGGGGUGGCCAUCUUCUGGAGACGUUCAUUGACACGUUUUAUUUAUCCACAAAAACGAUUGUCUUCAAGUGAUAGAUUCGUUAUCAUAAAAAUAAUGCAACCUGGUUUCAAAACCCUGUACAUAGCUUCUGUAUAUUUACCUCAACGUAACUGUAAAACAUCCAAUUUUGCAGAUGUACUAGAUGAGCUUGAGGAUGUGAUAUGGACGAUGAAACAGGAUGGGGAUGUACUGAUAAUUGGUGAUGUAAAUGCCAAUCUAGGAUCCCUUUAUGGGGGUCGAGGUGUUGGUAAGAUGAGUAGUAAUGGUGUAUUGUUAAAUGAUAUGUGUACUCGAUGUAGCUUAAAUGUAAUUGACUUAACAGAUAAAUGUUCUGGCCCAGAGUAUACAUACUAUAGAGAAAAUGUAGGAAGCUCUUAUAUUGAUCACUGCCUUGUAUCAGAAGAAU
This is a messenger RNA of Owenia fusiformis, 2631 nucleotides long. Lineage: Eukaryota; Metazoa; Annelida; Polychaeta; Sabellida; Oweniidae. The record is from the annotation of a GenBank genome assembly.